AUGCAAGGCCCGUUCACCUCAGGCGAAGCUUUCGGGGAUCAAGAUCCAACUUCGACGACGACCCAUACUCCGCCACUACCGAACGCCACUCCUGGAGGAACGUACCAUACCGCAAGUGACGUUCAGUCGUCGCUGACGAACGUGGAGCUCCGAUGGCUCGCCAGGGUAGAGGAGGAAAGGGAGAUCAUGCCAGGCACGUUUCCCGACGGACCCUCCCUUCUCGCGUUUCUGGCCGGCCUGCAACAUAGGUCCCCGAAAAUGUCGUCAUGGAGCACAUCCUCAUCCCACUCGUGGCACACGGCACGGGAGGCCAGGUCCAGCCCGAGUCAGUUGGCACUAUUGAUUGACAUCGACUACGACCGCAUGCCAUAUGACGAGUGCACGCCGCUGUCACGCGGGCGCCAGGACACGAAAGAUCUUCGGGAUCUACCCAUCUGUACGUCGUGCCCAUAUGCUCGACAGGAGAGGGCGCACGUUAUAUCGCUCUCCGCAUGCAGUGACGGCGAGCGGACUUGGGAGUCAAAGAGAUCUAUUACCAUGACCCAGUCACUCAUCGCCACGCUACGUAGGAUACUCUUCCUUCCAAGCGCAUGCGACGAGCCUAAGUGCUCGAUCUCCAAGCUUAUGAGGAAGGUCACGGAAGACGUCUUUCAGACAACGCUUAUGCGUCGCAAGCGUAUCGAGAAGCUGAAGAUGCAAGGGAAGGAUAUCGGCGAGCUCGACGGUAACGAUUCAAUACCCCAGAUCGGAAGCGCUAACCCAUUGCAUCCCAAUGAAUACUUCAACUUGAUGCUUUCGCCUCCCGGGUCGCCGCGCCCGAGCCACGUGCAGUCCAUCGAGGACUAUGGUCAUUGA
This is a messenger RNA of Epithele typhae, 855 nucleotides long. RefSeq lists its product as uncharacterized. The record is from RefSeq and is a predicted model, not a curated record. The transcript is spliced from 8 exons. Bases 1 to 855 code for a protein of 284 amino acids. NCBI's taxonomy places the organism in Eukaryota, Fungi, Basidiomycota, Agaricomycetes, Polyporales, Epitheliaceae.